UGUGGAAGCGGUGCGCAGGCGCGGGCCUGGCUGUGCGGGCGGCGGUUGAAGCUUCCGGACGCGGCGCGGAACAUGACCCAACAGGGCGCGGCGCUGCAGAACUACAACAACGAGUUGGUCAAGUGUGAGCAGCGGGAGCUGAAGGUCAAAGGCGGUGGGUCGGCGUCCGGCCGACCCACUCGGGAGGACGCGCGGAACGCCUCACGAGCCCCGCUCUGCGGCCUGUCCCGUGUCGUGCUGGUCGGGGUACGAAGCUCACGAGACCCAUCCCACAGCUCUGUCUUCCCGCCCUCCCUAGGCAUUGAGGAGUUGUGUCAGAAGCGAGAGGAGCUGUGCCGGCAGAUCCAGCAGGAGGAGGACGAAAAGCAGCGGCUGCAGAAUGAGGUGAGGCAGCUGACGGAGAAGUUAGCCCGCGUCAACGAGAACCUGGCGCGCAAAAUCGCCUCUCGCAACGAGUUUGACCGGACCAUCGCAGAGACAGAGGCCGCCUACCUCAAGAUCCUGGAGAGCUCUCAGACUCUGCUUAGUGUCCUCAAAAGGGAAGCUGGGAAUCUGACUAAAGCCACAGCCUCAGACCAGAAGACUAGUGGAGGCAAGGACAGCUGACGCGUCUGUCUCAGCAGUGUCCUAUGGCUGCUCAGUCCCCAACAUGUCUGUCCUAAAGCAUCUUUCUUCUUCGUGGCCUCAGAUGCCGUCUCACUAUCUCAGGUACCCAGAGGGGCAACUUCUGACCUCCACCUUCCUUGGAUGAUGAGAAACGCCCUAGGACAGUCCAGUGGGAUAGGGGUUCCCAGCUCUGUACUCAUGUAUGCCAUGGGAACCCUGGGUUCCUGGUUAGCUCCAUGAGGGGCUUCUCUCUGAAGCUCCUAGAUCCCCCUUGGGCUGCCAGGGAGGUCCUGGUCCUAGCCCAAGUACUGUGGGAGCCCCUCACUUUGCCUCCUUAGCCAUUAGGGGUUUAGGCCAGGCAUGUUGAGGAAAGAAUCUUGACUCCAGAACUGAAACCCUAGGGCCCAUCCCCAUGGCCUCUCAUGUUUCAAUAAAGGUUGUUUUGCAAAGA
Psammomys obesus (fat sand rat) is the source of this 1057-nucleotide messenger RNA. RefSeq names its product SS nuclear autoantigen 1 (gene Ssna1). The record is from RefSeq and is a predicted model, not a curated record. Bases 73 to 606 code for a protein of 177 amino acids. NCBI's taxonomy places the organism in Eukaryota, Metazoa, Chordata, Mammalia, Rodentia, Muridae. Gene Ontology annotation, cellular component: ciliary basal body; centrosome. The transcript is spliced from 2 exons.